This is a messenger RNA of Stylophora pistillata, 3857 nucleotides long. Its product is annotated as xanthine dehydrogenase/oxidase-like. The record is from RefSeq and is a predicted model, not a curated record. Lineage: Eukaryota; Metazoa; Cnidaria; Anthozoa; Scleractinia; Pocilloporidae. Gene Ontology annotation, molecular function: iron ion binding; xanthine dehydrogenase activity; molybdopterin cofactor binding.
AAAUGAGUGAUGAUUUCCUUCGGUUUGGCAUCAAACUGAACGAACAGUAGCCACACAACAAGGAACGCAGAAACUGGAAGGUAGCUGAUUCCGCAAUGGCGACUGCAUAUUAUAAAGAAAUCAUCUUCUUUGUGAAUGGAAGAAAGAUAAUUGAAAGGAAUCUGCAGCCUGAAUCUACUGUUCUUCAAUAUCUGAGAGAUCAGUUAGGUUUAAUAGGAACCAAACGUGGAUGCAACGAGGGAGGCUGUGGAGCAUGUACUGUGAUGAUCUCCAAGUAUGACCAUCAAUAUGAAAAGAUUAAACAUUUUCCCGCAAAUAGUUGCUUACUGCCGUUAUGUGCAAUCGAUGGAAUGGCUGUUACUACAGUGGAAGGUAUUGGUAGUAUCAGGACUGGGUUGCAUCCCGUACAGGAGCGAAUUGUGAAAUCUCAUGGGUCGCAGUGUGGCUUCUGCACCCCAGGAAUGGUGAUGUCCAUGUACACCCUACUGAGGAACAACCCUGAACCAACUCAUCAGGAAAUGGAAAGCGCAUUUGAAGGUAAUUUAUGUCGCUGUACAGGCUACAGACCAAUUAUAGAAGGAUUUAAAACGUUCACAAAGGGGUGCUGUGGUAAUCGAGAAAAUGGAUGUUGCAAACAAAAUCGGGAAGGAAUCGGUAGACAUCAUACAACAGAACGAAAAGAUCUACUGGUUGGCGAUAAAAUAUUUAACUCGGAAGAGUUCACUGCAUAUGAACCGACACAGGAUGUUAUCUUCCCGCCAGAGCUGAUGCUCCCUGAUGCCGCGAGAGCUAAACGUCUUUACAUUAAGGGUGACCGCAUAACUUGGAUCAGGCCAACAGCGUUAGAAGAAUUAUUGGAGCUGAUGUUGAAUUAUCCACAGGCUAAGCUUGUGAUUGGUAAUACUGAAAUAGGGAUUGAAAUGAAAUUCAAGAAUCAGACCUAUCCAAUCCUGGUUGCAGCAACUCACAUCCCAGAAUUGAAAGCUGUGGAACAGACAGAGAAAGGCAUCAAAUUUGGCGCUUCUGUGACACUUAGCACUCUUCAUGAUGCUUUAAAACAGGCCACAAAAACACUGCCAGAAUUCAAGACCGGAUGGUUUUCAGCAAUUCUUGACAUCCUCAAGUGGUUUGCUUGUCCUCAAAUACGAAAUGUUGUGUCCAUAGCAGGGAAUAUCAUGAGUGCCAAUUCCACGUCAGACCUUAACACAGUGUUCAUGGCCGCAAGGUGUAAACUGCUGCUUGCGUGUGCUGGAGGAAAAACUAGAGAAGUCAGUCUGGAUGAGAACUUUUUCACAGGGCACAAAGCAACAAUUGUCGGACAAAGUGAAGUGUUGAUAAAUAUCCUCAUUCCAUUCACACAGGAACAUGAAUAUGUUCUUGCCCUCAAACAAGGUCGUCGGCGAGAAAACGACGUUGCCAUAGUGAACGCAGCAAUGAGAGUGUAGUUGGAAAAACAGACAAACUCCAGUUCGUGGCAUAUCAGGGACUGUAGUUUUAGUUUUGGAGGCAUGGCCCCUUCAACAGUUAUGGCCUUGAAGACCAUGACAAGUCUAAGUGGAAGGAUAUGGAAUGAAUGCGUGGUACAAGCGGCUUGUCAACUGUUAGGAGACGAUCUGCCUCUUGCACCCGGGGCACCAAAUGGCCAGGUGGAAUACAGGAGAUCACUUGCCUCGAGUUUGUUCUUCAAAUUCUUCCUAAAAGUUUCUCAGCAACUCAGUAAUGAAGAGUCAGCUGUUGGAGAUCUUGUACCUAGAUCCUAUCAGAGCGGAAUUAAGCAUUUGCAAAGGGGAACUACCCACAGCACCCAGACUUUCCAGGAAGUUCCUGAUGAUCAGUCAUCAGAUGACGUAGUUGGAAGACCAAUACCUCAUCUAGCAGCUGCUAAGCAGGCCACAGGAGAGGCAAUAUAUUGCGAUGAUAUACCCAAGUAUGCGGAGGAGCUGUAUGUGGCCCUGGUUUUCAGCCAACGUGCCCAUGCCAAGAUUCUAAACCAGAUUUACAAUAAUUUGACAUGCACAGGCAAUGACAAACCCAAUCCCCCACGUACAAAUCUCAGUUACACGGACCUGAUAAACUUCACCUUGAUGUUUGCUGAGUCAUGGAUCUCGGACAUGGCGAUAACCUGCGGUAUUUCUCAAAAAGAGGUACGAGAAUCAAAUUUUUUAAAAGAAGGAGAUGUUACGCAUUUCAAUCUUGAGCUGACUGAUUGCCGUAUUCAGCGCGUCUGGGAUGAGCUGUUAGAAAAGUGCCACUUUGAUAAACGACGAGAUGAGUUGGAUACAUUUAACAAGGAAAACCGUUGGAAGAAACGCGGCAUUGCUUUAACGCCAACCAUGUGCAGUGUAGGAUUCACAAUCAAGUUCAAAAAUCAGGGUGCAGCAUUGGUCCACGUGUACACAGAUGGAUCAGUUCUUGUCACUCACGGUGGAGUGGAAGUCGGACAAGGUCUGCACACCAAAAUGGCACAGGUUGCAGCAAGGAGCUUUGGUAUCCCUAUGUCGAAGAUCCACCUCACUGAGACAAGUACCAACACUGUUCCAAAUGGCACCCCCACCGCAGCCUCGGCCUCUACUGAUCUGAACGGCAUGGCAGUUAAGAAUGCCUGCGAAGAAAUAUUAGAGCGGCUCAAACCUUAUCAAGAGAAGAACCCAGAAGGAGAGUGGGAAGACUGGGUGCACGCGGCCUACUUUGACCGCGUAAACCUUUCUGCCAAUGGAUUUUACAAGUAUCCUGGUCUAAACUACGAUCUCCAGAGCAAUUCAGGCCGAGCUUACCCUUACUUUAGUUUCGGAGCCGCCUGCUCUGAAGUGGAAGUCGACUGUCUGACAGGCGAUCAUCAGAUUCUUCGCACAGACAUUGUCAUGGAUGUUGGAAACAGCAUCAAUCCAGCUAUAGACAUUGGACAGAUUGAAGGUGCCUUCGUGCAAGGACUGGGGAUGUUUACCCUGGAGGAGUUGAGAUUCUCUCGGAAUGGUGUCCCCUUGACGACAGGGCCCAGGACCUACAAAAUUCCAGGAAUUGCAGAUAUACCACUGGAAUUUAAUGUUCAUCUUUUGCGAAAUGCCCCAAAUGAACACGCCAUCUGCUGUUCUAAGGGUGUUGGAGAACCUCCCUUAAUUCUUGCAGCCUCGGUGUUUUAUGCUAUUAAAGAUGCCAUUUCGAACGCCAGGCUGGAAUCAGGCAUCGAAGGAAUCUUCCGACUUGACAGUCCUGCUACAAGUGAGCGAAUCAGAAUGGCUUGUGUUGACCAAUUCGUCCAACAAAAUAAAUUUUCUGCAGAUCUGAAUGUGGACGAUUUCAACGUGUACCCCUGAAAGAAAAAAGAACAAGCGUACCAUAAUUAGUUUUUUAGAGACAGAAGUAAGCGCGGCGAUAACACGAGGGGGAAAAGGGAGGUUUAGAAAUAGAUUCUGGUUUUAAAAGACGUGAAAAGGUGGAAACAUGUACGCAUCGAAUGAUUGAGAAUCACCAGCCCAAGCUAUCGGUGUAAAACCCUGAGAAGAGUGAUAAUGUCGGAAACAGCUUUGGUAGUCAUUUCAAUAGAUCCGUGUAUUUUUAUAACGUAACAUCUGAGAAGAGCGGGAGAAACGAGGAAAAGGUGUGGAUCAAAGGGGGCCAUAAAAGAGAAAAAGUCGCCAUUGUUUUAUUGAGGAGUGGCUCUGUACACCGUAGCCCUCAUCUCUCAGCCAAUGUUUUCUCUUAUUGUGUGCCAAACACUUUUUACCAUAAGUUAGAGCUCGGAGAGUCUUUAAUUUCCAAAGCCACUUUGCUUUUGAGAAUAUCACUGUGAUAUAUCAAGCUAUGAUUUUCAAUAUGAUAUGAUACCGUUUACUUAAAUAAAUAGGAGUUUGGUCAAA